UUUCAAUUUUUAAAAUUGGAUACUUGUUUCUUUCAAUUUGUUUUCACUUACUUUAAAGCAUGCCAUUUUAUCUCUCUUUUCCUAUUCUAGCAAAGGAAGGGGGUGAUGGAGGAAUUAGGUGGAGGUGCAGAAAAGAGGAGGAUGAAGAUGAAAGCGAUGGUUGCAAUAGAUGAGAGUGAUGGGAGCUUUUAUGCUCUUAAAUGGGCCCUUGAUAACCUCUUCAAUGUCAUGACUACUACGGAAGCAACAACAUCUCAAAAUGAGGGAAUGUUGUUUCUUGUUCAUGUUGAGCCCAUUUUCCACAAUUAUGUUCACCCCAUUGGACCAGCUGGUGCUGUAUGUCCCUUCACAGCUUUUUAUCCAGCAUCUCUAGUAGUGGAUUCGGUGAAGAAAGCCCAGCAAGAAAAAUCUGCUUCUAUUCUUUCGCGGGCUUUGCAAAUGUGCAAGGAUAAACUGGUAAAAGCAGAAAGUGUGAUUCUUACUGGAGAUCCAAGGGAAAUGAUAUGUCAGGCUGCAGAGCAGAUGCAAGUUGAUAUCUUAAUUAUGGGUAGUCGUGGCCUUGGCACGCUCAAAAGGGCAUUUCUUGGAAGUGUAAGUGAUUAUUGUGCACAUCAUGUAAAAGCACCUAUUCUCAUUGUGAAACCACCAGAGGGGGACCAUAAAAAGCACUCCUAGUUUUAUGUUUAAGCAAAUUUUCCAAUGGAUGUAAUGUCCUUUUUCUACUAUGUCUGGCUAGCUUGGUAUUUUUCUAAAAUUCCUGUAACUAAUGAUGAAUCAUGAAUGUAUUGAGAAAGAAACUUGAGUAUUUGUUAUAUGUGCUUUUUUAGUAUAUUUA
This is a messenger RNA of Cicer arietinum (chickpea), 835 nucleotides long. RefSeq lists its product as uncharacterized. NCBI's taxonomy places the organism in Eukaryota, Viridiplantae, Streptophyta, Magnoliopsida, Fabales, Fabaceae. The record is from RefSeq and is a predicted model, not a curated record.